This is a messenger RNA of Cryptomeria japonica (Japanese cedar), 1585 nucleotides long. Its product is annotated as rust resistance kinase Lr10-like. Gene Ontology annotation, biological process: protein phosphorylation. Lineage: Eukaryota; Viridiplantae; Streptophyta; Pinopsida; Cupressales; Cupressaceae. Gene Ontology annotation, molecular function: ATP binding; protein kinase activity. The record is from RefSeq and is a predicted model, not a curated record. The coding region runs from base 1 to 1302 and encodes 433 amino acids. The transcript has 3 exons.
AUGAAAGUUGUACAAGCCAAUACACCUUUGUCAUUUCGAACGACAAUAGCUACAACAACAUCACUGAUGAAAAUAAUCUCUUGGAGCUCUUGCACACGGGAUUCGAAAUCAAAUGGAAUAUCACUGAUGCCUGCACUUCCUGUGAAAACUCCAGCGGACUAUGUUAUUAUUUUAACCCAUCUUAUUAUUAUUAUAAUUUUGAGGCGUGCAUUUGUUCUGACGGUCCCCACCAAGACAACUGUUUUGACGGAAUACUUCUAUACCACGAGAAAUGGCAGAUGCUCUCUAAAUAUAAAGCAGAUUACCACAUUAGAAUUGACUAUGGACUUUUUUGCAGCCUUAGGUGCUAUAUCUGGUGCCUUCAUUAUAUCAAUCAUCAUCUUCAUUUACAGAAGGAUUAGACGAAAGAGAAAGGAAAGAGAGCAACAAGAGCAGCAAGAUAUUAGAAGGUUUAUGGAUCCACUUGACUCCAGACCUCCUUCAGUUGCAAACUUUUUACAAGCAGGAAUUCCCAACAAAUAUUCUCAUCGUCAGAUUAAAAGAUACACCAACACUUUUGCAGUCAAACUGGGCCAAGGAGGUUUCGGUACAGUAUUCAAAGGUGAUCUUGCAAAUGGAUGUAUAGUAGCUAUUAAAAUACUUGAUAAAUCAAAACACAGUCAAAUUCAAUUUUUAAAUGAAGUGGCUACUAUUGGAAGGAUCCACCACUUGCAUCUUGUACGACUUUUGGGAUAUUGCUUGGAGGGGUCUAAAAGAGCUUUGAUUUAUGAGUACAUGGUCAAUGGUUCCCUUGAAAAAUAUAUCCAUGGGGAUGAUCAAAAUGUACUGAAUUGGAAACAAUUGUACUCCAUUGCAAUGGGCACAGCUCGUGCAAUUGCAUAUCUACAUGAUGAGUGUAGAAGCAAGAUUUUAUAUUGUGACAUAAAACCCCAUAAUGUAUUGUUGGAUGUAAAUUUUUCGCCUAAGGUUGCAGAUUUUGGUUUGGCGAAAUUAACAGAUAGAGAAGAAAGCCAUGUCUCUCUAACAGGUGCUAGAGGAACCCCUGGUUAUGUAGCCCCAGAGGUGUGGUCUAGAAACUAUGGACCCAUAACUGACAGAUCAGAUGUGUAUAGUUAUGGUAUGUUGGUCAUGGAAAUGGUGGGAGGAAGAAAGAACUUUGACAUGAAAGCUUUCAGAUCCAGCAAAUUUUACUAUCCAGAGUGGGCAUUCAAACAGGUGGAAAUGGGAGAAUUUCAAAACCUGAGGGGAGAUAAUAUAACAGAUGAGGAAGAUGAAAUUGUAGCGAAGAAGUUGAGCUUUUAGGGACUGUGGUGCAUUCAGUACAACCCUUCUCACCGGCCUUCUAUGAGUAAAGUGAUACAAAUGUUAGAAGGAACUGUUGAUAUCACCAUGCCCCCACAGCCCUUUCCUAUCGAUACACCAGUCCAAACAGCAGCGUCUACUGAAUCGUCGUCUAGCAUUUGAUGUGUGAUCAAAUGAUCUCAUUCAUGGGAUCUCAUCUUUGUUGCAGUCCUCAUGCCGAUCUCAACCGUUAGUAUUGGUAGCUACUUUCUUGUUUUGUUGUUUCAUCUUAGAUAUAGGCAAA